CUAAAAGUUUGGUCGAUGUUGCUAAUUUGACAGAAAAUGACAACCAUGCCACAAUUGUGAUUUAUAAAUAUAAAUUGAAGUCAAGCAGAUAAAACAUACCAGAUCAUAUGUGAAAAAAAUUCGAGAUGAAUGCUGUAUUCAAUCGUGCACCUUCCUGCGUUAGACCACUUCUUAUGAGAAGUGUGUCGGUAAGUUGCUCCAGGCAGAAAGAUGAUUUCCAAGACUUAAUUCAUCCUGACAGCCGGGAACCUAGCAUCCCACAUUAUGUAGAACGUGAAGGAGAAAAUGCAGAUCUUAAAAGAGCACGAUUGACAUAUCAGUCUCGUAAGCGUGGGAUGUUGGAGAACGGUUUGCUUCUUAGCACAUUUGCAAAGAAAUAUUUAAGUACGUUCAAUGACACACAGUUAAGACUUUAUGAUCAACUUAUAAAUUUACCGUCAAACGAUUGGGACAUAUUCUACUGGGCAACUGGUGUUAAGCCAACUCCAUCUGAAUUUGAUAAUGAAGUGAUGAACUUAUUGAAACGUCAUGUUCAAAAUGAAGAUCGACAAGCUAGGAUAAUGCAACCCGAUCUAUAAAUGAUGUUUCACAUAGUAAUGUAAUUAAAUAGUAAUUUUAAAAAUGUAGGCUUAUAAUAGUAUAACUUAGAAUAUUUAAUAAAGUCGCUUGUGUGUA
Linepithema humile (Argentine ant) is the source of this 675-nucleotide messenger RNA. RefSeq names its product succinate dehydrogenase assembly factor 2, mitochondrial-like. The record is from RefSeq and is a predicted model, not a curated record. NCBI's taxonomy places the organism in Eukaryota, Metazoa, Arthropoda, Insecta, Hymenoptera, Formicidae. Gene Ontology annotation, biological process: protein-FAD linkage; mitochondrial electron transport, succinate to ubiquinone; tricarboxylic acid cycle. Gene Ontology annotation, cellular component: mitochondrion.